AUGGCAUCAAGAAAGAUUGCUUGGGACCGCCUUGUCAGGUAUGUGUCGCAAGACGAUGGUCAGGAACGAUACGGUCGACCCGUCGUAUCAUCACCCGACGACGACAUCGCGGCGCUUGCCAAAGCAGGUUCUUUGACCGUACAGGUCUGCGAAGGCAUUGAUGCCCUCAGUGCUCGGCCAACUGACCGCGAGGAUCGAGUCCAGCGGCUACUUGGGCCGCUGCGCCCCGAAGAGGUUCCGAUCAUUCGCUGCAUCGGCUUGAACUAUAAGACGCACAUCCGAGAGACUGGUCGUCCGCUUCCCGAAUGUCCCACGGUCUUCACUAAACCGGCCCCGGCCGUUGCGAACCAUGGCGAAGCGAUCCCGAUCCCCAAGGUAGCGCAAUCCCAGUGCGAUUACGAAGGCGAGCUGGUGGUGUUGAUCGGAAGAGACUGCAAGGACGUCAGCGAAGCAGACGCGCUGGGCUGCAUUGCCGCGUACACCUGCGGUAACGAUGUUUCGGCGCGCGACUGGCAGAGGGAGCCGGGCAAGGCUGGCGCAGUCCCGCAAUGGUCUUUCAGCAAGUCCUUCGACAAAUACGCACCGCUCGGGCCGUGUUUGGUAUCUACGGAGAUCCUAGGAGACGCUGGGCAGCAGGAGCUUACAACGGUCGUCAAUGGCGAAACGAGACAGCAAGGCAGCACCGCCGAUCUGUGUUUUGGGGUGCGGAAGCUGGUUGCGUUCUGUAGCCAGGGUCAGACUCUGCAACGCGGCUCACUGAUCAUGACGGGCACCCCUGGCGGUGUCGGUCUCUUCAUGAAGCCGCCGUCUUUCCUCAAGCAUGACGAUGUAGUUGAAGUCCGGAUUGGUGGCAUUGGUACGUUGCGGAAUUCGAUAGACUUUAGUUGA
Messenger RNA from Neohortaea acidophila, 888 nucleotides. RefSeq lists its product as uncharacterized. Lineage: Eukaryota; Fungi; Ascomycota; Dothideomycetes; Mycosphaerellales; Teratosphaeriaceae. Bases 1 to 888 code for a protein of 295 amino acids. The transcript has a single exon. Gene Ontology annotation, molecular function: catalytic activity. The record is from RefSeq and is a predicted model, not a curated record.